Messenger RNA from Trichobilharzia szidati, 697 nucleotides. The record is from the annotation of a GenBank genome assembly. NCBI's taxonomy places the organism in Eukaryota, Metazoa, Platyhelminthes, Trematoda, Strigeidida, Schistosomatidae.
CUGCGUUCACAUGGCAUGUAUCUUAUAAGUAAAAGAAAGGAAAAGCCUCAUAUCACAAUCAUGAGGUAUACAUAUUAUUUUCGUAAAUGUUACAUUAUACGUCAUUAUGACCAGAUGAUGAAAAUCACUCAAAUCAUUCGUUCCCUCCUUUUGCUUUCAGAAACUAUUCUGAGUUUUCGGCAUAUAACUGGGUGCUUACUCUCUUUGUUUGUCUGCCGUGGACUACAUGUACAGUAGGAGUUUCCAAAACUCACCGACCAACACAUAUUCGAUGAGCUAUUAUGAACGUCUUGAAUUGUUUGCGCCUGCUUUUCCGUGUUAUUGCACCGCAAUCAGACCGCCACCACCAUCACAUCCGUCAGGUAUUAUUCACGGCGGUCAGUAUAUCAGCAAACAGUCGCCACACCAACCGUUCUAUGUCAGUGCACGUAUUACAACUAAUGGGUCUUCUUUGAUUGGACAGUCCAGUGGGGCACAAGCAUCCAGUCCACAAAUUUCGCCUCAGUCUAUAGCGGUUACAGACUCAAAUAUAGCGCUACCUAGUCCCUUUGCUAAGUCCCAGCUCACAUUACUGCAAACAGAACGUAGUCCACGUGCAACUCAGGAAACAAAGGCUCAGUUAGAUGGUCAACCAUCCCAGCCUAGUGGUGGAAGUAGUCCAUCACUCGGCGUAAUGCAAUUUGCGCUAAUCUAUUGA